UGCAGUGUCUGGUGUAGGAAUCUGUGAUCCAAAAGAGGACCAAUAAAAUAAGGCCAACUCACCUCCCAAAAUCUUUCUUCCGCCAUUCCCCUCCUCACAAUAUCUUAAUCUAACCUCCUCCUCAUGAUCUUUAUUCAUAUCUUAUGUAUAUCCUCAUCCCUCUCCCUCUUUCUCCCUGUAAUUCAAUCUGAUCAUUUCUUUCUCUCCCACCUACACCUCGCAAUGGCAUCCUCCGCCUUCUUCUCGGCACCGACCUUCUCAUCCGCCGCCACCACCCUCCAGAAGCACCUUCCCCACCAAUCCUUCCAAGGUCUCAGACCCCUCAGCAAGCCCACUGACCUCUCCCUCACCAUCCCCAGAAUGUCCACCAGACCCAUCCCCAAGAGGAGCGCCGGCGUGGUGAGAGCCGAGCUGAACACCUCUCUGGUGAUCAGCUUGAGCACUGGGCUAUCCCUCUUCCUUGGGAGGUUCGUCUUCUUCAACUUCCAGAGGGAGAACGUGGCCAAGCAAGUCCCUCAGCAGAACGGCUUGACCCACUUCGAGGCUGGCGACUCAAGGGCCAAGGAGUACGUAAGCCUCCUCAAAUCCAACGACCCUGUUGGUUUCAACAUCGUUGAUGUCCUGGCUUGGGGCUCCAUCGGCCACAUCGUGGCUUAUUACAUCCUUGCCACCUCCAGCAACGGCUAUGACCCCAAGUUCUUCGGCUGAUUUCAGUACCCCCUGUUGCUCUGUAAACUGUGUAUACAUGAUUGAUUAGUUGUUGGGAAAUGGAGCUCCUUCUUCUUCUUC
Vitis vinifera (wine grape) is the source of this 789-nucleotide messenger RNA. RefSeq names its product photosystem I reaction center subunit V, chloroplastic. The record is from RefSeq and is a predicted model, not a curated record. Gene Ontology annotation, cellular component: chloroplast thylakoid membrane; photosystem I. Lineage: Eukaryota; Viridiplantae; Streptophyta; Magnoliopsida; Vitales; Vitaceae. The transcript has a single exon. Gene Ontology annotation, biological process: photosynthesis. The coding region runs from base 124 to 708 and encodes 194 amino acids.